Molecule: messenger RNA, 753 nt
Organism: Culicoides brevitarsis
Lineage: Eukaryota; Metazoa; Arthropoda; Insecta; Diptera; Ceratopogonidae
Exons: 3
Coding region: 121-483 (120 amino acids)
Source: RefSeq, a predicted model, not a curated record
GCGUUACGUCAUCCGUACAAGGAUCCACACAGCUACUCCUCACAACGUGCAGAAAAUCGAACGAGUAAGGACGUGUUUGCAGUAAAUUCCAGUAAGAAGCAUCCGGAAAAAUCCAGAAAAAUGAUGGACGUCAAGGCUUUGAACCAAAAAGAUACUCUCGCAAAAGUAUCGAAAGGAAACCUUACGAAAAAAGACGCUCUUGGAUUCUUUUUGCACAUGCGUGAGCAAAACAAAACCAUGCAACGCAAACAAGUCCGCUUGCUCACCGCCCAAGCGUUGUCGAAGAUGUACAAGGACAACGGAGGCCAAUGCACUGUCACGCAAGCAUCUCAGCGUCUCAUCGUUGCAAUCAAAUUGCACGAUCGGUACAAGGGCAGCAUCCGUUUGAGCAAGAAAUCGACUCCGGAGGAGUACUGGAACGACUUUAUGCAAAAGAUUUCGGGCUCAUUCACGCCGAAUGCACUUGCCCAGAAGAACAACUAAGCCGGAUUUCCUGUGGAAGUCCCGAAUCUCGAACUUUAGUUUUAGUUAUUAACCAUUUUUUUUCGAUGUUUAAAGCACGGAACGAUGCUUGCCGCUCUCCGUAGUGUUAGUUAUGUAAGUUUUUGGCCUGAACGACGCGAAAAAUUCCGUUCAGAAGCCCCAUUUUCAUGUUGAUUCAAAGAAAGUAUUGCCAUGUACUCAAAUUUCAUGUGAAUUAUUACUUAGACUUCUUUCGAAAGGAACAAAUAAAUUUGUAAAAUGUACCAAAAA